Molecule: messenger RNA, 1500 nt
Organism: Caenorhabditis briggsae
Lineage: Eukaryota; Metazoa; Nematoda; Chromadorea; Rhabditida; Rhabditidae
Exons: 7
Coding region: 1-1500 (499 amino acids)
Biological process (GO): monosaccharide transmembrane transport
Cellular component (GO): membrane
Molecular function (GO): hexose transmembrane transporter activity
Source: RefSeq, a predicted model, not a curated record
AUGCUCCUCCUCCCUCGUCGGCUAUUCUGGGCGACACUGUCGCAUGCGAUUUUUUCGCAAUACGGUGAAAUAAUGGCGGCGUGUUUGAACCUAAUGAACGUCCCAAUUAAGGACUUUUUUCGAGAGAGUUUGAGACAAAAUUAUGGAAUCGAUAAUGAGGAAAGUUUCGAGACCGUAUUCUCAGCAUGCGCCUCAUUCAUGUUCAUUGGAUUAGCAAUCUCAUUUGCAAUAAUGGGUAGGCUGAUGGAUGGUUUCGGGAGAAAGGAGACAAUUUUGUUGAGAAGUUUCCUGGGCAUAAUUGGGUCGUUAUUCAUGUUGACCUCAUUACUGCUCAACCGUUUCGAAUUAUACGUAAUUGGGCACUUAAUUGCCGGCAUGCUCCAAGGUCUUCGGGUGGUUUUAAUUAUUUGGAUCGCCGAAUGUUCGCCGGAUUCGAAACGUGGAUUUUCUUCACUUUUUAUCAAUUCUGGAGGCGUUAUCAUGACACUUCUUGUCACCCCGUUAUGUCUUCCUACUGUAUGGGGGACGCAACAUUUGUGGUUCCUCCUGCCUUGCAUCACUGCUCUACUAGCCACAAUUCAUUUGAUAAUUACCGUAUUCCUUCCCCAAAGUCCCAAAUAUUUGUUCAUUCAAAAAAAUGACGAAGAAAAUGCUCGGCGAGCUCUGGAAUUUUAUUACAGUAGCGAUGGGGGACCAAAAGAGAUCGAUGGAACGAUUCGAGAGAUGAUUCAUGAGAAUAAACAGGCGGCAAAGAGAAACUAUGGCAUUUUGGAUAUUCUACAAAAUCGAACUCAUCGAUUUUCCCUAUUCCUGGUCUUCAUUUGCUCGCUGGUCCCCGUGUUCUCCGGCCUAAACAUUAAAUCUCAAUAUCUCGUUCAACUCCUUAUCUCCUAUGGCCUCUCCCAAUCCCAAUCCACAAUCGCCAUAAUGGUAAUAAGUGCCAUUUCCCUUCCAAUUUCCUUUAUCGCUCCUUUAAUCAUCGAAAAAUACGGUAGACGUCCAAUUUUCGUGCUCCUCACCUGGCUAUGUGCCUUUGAAUGGCUGGGAUUGGCGAUUCCGGAAAUGGCCAACAAUUUUGGAUUCAAAUUCGAUGUUCGCUGGAUUUUCGCCUGCUUGGCUGCUGUUCUAGGACAGGCUGCCGUUAAUUUGGGCAUGUUGGUCAUGGCGCCGAUUAUGAUUUCCGAACUUUGUCCGCUGAAUAUAAGAGCAAAAGUCUCGCAAGCAACGCAGGUUCCACCAAUCGCCAUCGCCGUUCUCGAAGUUUUCAUGUUCCCGUCCCUCCGUGCACACUUUGGCUUCUCCAUGUUCUUGUUUCUGGCCACUUGUUGUGCGGCUCUAGCGACAAUUUUGCAUACACAGAUGUUGGAAACUGCUGGGCUGGCUGUAGAUGAGAUCGUGGCGAGGCUCAGCGGCGAGCCAACGUUGACAAGAUCCAAUACUUCCGUCGGUUGGAUGCAUUACGGAAGUCUUUGGGAGAAAGACGAACAUCUGGCUUCUUAA